Molecule: messenger RNA, 3816 nt
Organism: Tachysurus vachellii
Lineage: Eukaryota; Metazoa; Chordata; Actinopteri; Siluriformes; Bagridae
Gene: nlrc3
Product: NLR family, CARD domain containing 3
Exons: 19
Coding region: 243-3674 (1143 amino acids)
Biological process (GO): negative regulation of canonical NF-kappaB signal transduction
Cellular component (GO): cytosol
Molecular function (GO): protein binding
Source: RefSeq, a predicted model, not a curated record
ACGCAAAGAUGCUGCCGCCUUUGACAAAUUUGCUAUCAGUGACACAGGAAGAGAGUGAGGUGUGACAGGAAGAAAAAACGACAGAGGCAGAACGAGAGUGCGCUCAGAAAUGCUGUAAGGGCAAUAAAACAAAAGAAAAAUGAGAGCAGCAGGUAGAAGGAAUACACACGUUUACACAAGAGACAUGGAUCGAACGGGUGACGGCAAAACUGGCGUGUAGCAUCUAAUGAACAAAUAAUCACAUGAACACCUACAGUAAAUACAGUGGGAUGGAGAGGACCUCUCAAAUUCCUUGGCAGGACGACUGCUACAUGGUUCUUAAAUCCACUCCAAAAUCAGGAACUCGCAAGAAAAUGGAGGAUGCCGGUUGGUUGCGUAAGAAUAAAAAGUCAUUGCAGCGUUUCAUCACUGGUCCAUUACUGAUGGACAUAGUCAACCACAUGAGGAAGUCGGAUGAGCUUAGUGCAGAGGGGGCAGGGAUUAUCAAGGAAGCGGGAUCUACGGAGGAUAAAGUCCACGCAUUGGUUGAGCUGCUGUUCAGAAGUGAUACGCAGGGCAACGGCCUCCAGGAAUACCUGAAGAACUCGCAUCCGGACGAGUACAACCUCAUAACUCUGCACGACUCUGUUGUUCAGCAACAUAAAGACAAACUCCAACAGCAAGUCAGAAAUGACAAUGAGAUUCCAUCCCACAAAGCACCUAAUCAAACUCCUGACCUGUUAUUGGUUGAUGGAGUGUCUGACCUGCAACAAAGAGAGCACGAUCUCAUUCAAGUGUCAGUCAACAGAGGGGUGGGACCUUUGCACAGUCGUCCAUUGGGACUGGAUAGACUUUUUGCUGCGCUGACGAGGGUAAGCACGGCCCCUCGUGUCACACUGACAGUAGGCGUGGCUGGCAGUGGGAAAACGCGAUUGGUCCGUAAAUUCGUCCAUCAGUGGUGUUCAGGGAAGGUAUUCCCAGAGUUUAGCUUGGCAAUUCCGAUUGUUUGUUGGGAAUUGAGCAGUUAUGACCGGAUGUCACUUGAGAAGUUGCUUCGAUUGAUUGUUCCAUAUGAUAACGUCGACAUGAUUUUGAACAAUCGUGCCUGUAAAGUGCUGUUGAUCUUCGAUGGGUUGGAAGAAUUCCGCUUCCCACUGGACUUCUCAGAGGCCCCGGCUGCCUCAGAUCAACGUCGAGAGCUUCCAGUAUCUGAUCUCAUUACAAACAUCAUCAGGGGCAACCUGUUACCAGGUGCAUCACUGUGGCUUUUGUCGAGGCCUGGAGUCGGGGCAAAAGUACCAGCAGGAUUAGUGGAUCGUGUGACGGAAGUACCAGCUUUUUUGCACGAUCAGAUUGAGAAUUACAUCAAAAAUGCACCCUUGCCAGAGAACUUUUACACAAGAUUCCAGCAGUCCACUCAGUCGGAUUGUCAAAGUCAAACAUCCGAGGACAAGUCUUGCCAUGCAUGGGCUCACCUGAGAUCCCAGAAACCCUUGUGCAUUCUUUGUUCGGUGCCUUGCAUUUGUCGAAUUGUUACAACCACCUUGUGCCACCUUGUAAGGAUGGAUUUGGAAGACAUACAUCUACCACGGACACUGACGGAGGUAUAUGCCCUCUACUGUUGGCCACAUCUCUCCUCCACAGAUCCAUCAGGUGGAAGCAUCCGGAAGCCGCUAAGCACUCUUGGACGGUUGGCCUUUUACAGUCUGCUGCGUCAACGUUACACGUUUACUGAGACUGAAUUACGGACUUAUGGUGUCGACAUCCCACCACCACCAGGAUCUCUGGGACACCGGAUCCUUCAACGUGAGCAGAGCUGGUCUUCUGACUCAGUAUCAUGGCAGUUUGUACACACUUCUGUACAGGAGUUCCUCGGUGCGCUCUUCUACUAUGUGUCCUCACGGCGUGGAAUGUUUGAUCUGUUCUCCGAGAGCAGCGUUUCUUGGCCGAGGAUUGGCUUCCAAAACCACUAUCGUGCCGCACUGCAGAAAACUAGCACCUCAUCCAAUGGCAAACUUGACCUCUUCAUGCGCUUCCUCUCUGGCCUUUUGUCCUCAGCGGCUGGAGCUCUGUUGGGAGGGGCUUUGGGAAUAAGCAGAGAAGAGCAGUUGACCCAGCGCACAAUGGCAAUGACUCUGCUUCAAAAUACAGUGUCCGGAUGGGGAGACGAGGCGGUUAGCAUGCGUAGUGUAGCUACGGUCGCUUGCCUGGCAGAGUUACAGCAGGGCGAGUGGAUACGCUCUGUGGAGGAGGAUCUGACUAGCUGCAGACUACGAGGGAAGCUUAAGGGUGGGGUUUGUGCAGUACUUGCUUAUCUGCUGCAGACGUCAGAGUCGUGUGUCAAUGAGACUCACCUCUCAAACUGCCUGGACUCGUCCUCUCUCAAGAAACUUCUCCCACAGCUCCUGUACUGCAGCAAGUUGAGGAUGGAAAAUAAUACGUUGACGGACGAUGCCAUGGAGCUCCUGGGAAGUUUGCUAAGUGCCAAAGACUGUCAUAUUCAAUUGUUAAGUAUGGCAGAUAGCUCGAUUAGCAGUAAAGGGAUCAAGCCACUGAGUCGAGCUCUUCUGGUCAAUCGGACUCUCACCGUAUUGGAUCUCCAUGGCAACAAUAUUGGCACCAAAGGGGCGAAGACAUUGGCUGAGGCGCUGAAGAUGAACCAGGUUAUUAUGUCAGUCAAUCUUCAAAGUAACCAGAUCAAGGAUGAGGGAGCUCACGCACUGGCCGAGGUUUUGCAGUCAAACAGAAAACUCGCCACAUUAAAUGUUCAGAAGAACAGUAUAGGUCCAGAAGGGGUGAAGAGAAUCGCAGAAGCACUGAAGAAGAAUCAGACUUUACAAGACCUCAAUGUAUCUGGAAAUCACAUGGGAGAUCUGGGAGCAUUAGCAUUGGCUCAAGCUCUUGUGGUCAACCGUACACUUCAAACUCUCAGCCUCCGGAGUAACUCUGUUAGUGAUAUGGGUAUGAAGGCUCUGACUCAGGCCCUGCGCUACAAUAAAGCCCUCACUAAACUCAACCUUAGGGAGAACUCCAUUGGAGUUGAAGGUGCUCAAGCCAUCGCCCGAGCUUUACAAGAGAACCACACACUCCGAGAACUUGAUCUCACAGCAAAUCUUCUUCACGAUGAAGGUGUAAAGGCCAUCGCAGCUGCGGUUAAAGUUAACAGAGCUUUGACUACCUUGCAUCUCCAGUGGAACUUCAUGAAAGUCGGCGCAGCUAAAGCUCUAGCUCAGUCCCUAAAGGACAACACAUUCGUCCAGGUCCUAGAUCUUCAAGAAAAUGCGCUGGGUGAUGAUGGUGUUGUCGCCCUGGCAGGUGCCCUAAAGACUAACUCCACUCUUGUAGUGCUCUAUCUUCAGGGUGUAUCAGCAGGUGAAGCAGGUGCUGUGGCCCUGGCUGAAGCACUGACAGUCAACCGAAGCCUCCACACUCUCGAUCUCCGUGGUAACUCCAUCGGCAUGGGCGGGGCCAAGGCUCUCUCCAGUGCGCUGAAGACCAAUCGUAGUUUGAGAAGUUUGAAUCUUCAGGAGAACUCUUUGGGGAUGGAUGGAGCCAUCUUCAUCGCCACUGCGCUCCGAGGAAAUCAUCAGCUCACGUAUAUCAAUCUUCAGGGUAACGGAAUCGGCGAGUCUGGAGCUAAGGUGGUUUCGGAUGCAAUACGAGCCGAUGCUCCAGAGUGUGUGGUGGACAUUUGAAAAGAGAAAACACACAACAAACAAGAUGCACGCUGUACAAUUUAAUGUGUACGAUGAAUACGAAUUAUAUGAAAUAAUAUUUAUUAUUAGUGCCAUUUGCUUCUUACUGUAUAUUAUAUACAUAUAUUAAAAAAACAUUCCU